Messenger RNA from Neurospora crassa OR74A, 2215 nucleotides. Its product is annotated as HIT finger domain-containing protein. Gene Ontology annotation, molecular function: nucleosome binding. Lineage: Eukaryota; Fungi; Ascomycota; Sordariomycetes; Sordariales; Sordariaceae. The record is from RefSeq and is a predicted model, not a curated record. The transcript has 2 exons. Gene Ontology annotation, biological process: chromatin remodeling. Gene Ontology annotation, cellular component: Swr1 complex. Bases 117 to 1238 code for a protein of 373 amino acids.
CCCAUCUAAAACUUCCCUCUUACAUCACCAUUUGAACUUUGGUCAUCGCGCCUUAUUGAUCUCGCGAUAACGCACGUUUCUGCAUCUCUCCAACACCCCAAACAGACACAAACAUCAUGAACAAUUUCGGCGUCAUCGAAGUCGCCAGUCAAAAGACGAAAAACGCCCCAGGAUGGGCGUACGUCCCAGAUACCGGCCUUACGCCCGCCGCGGCCGCUGCGCUACAACCUCUCAACCGCAAACGUGCUGCGCGCGACAAGGCCAAUGUCGGCGCUCCCGAUCUUACUGCCAGGCAGGAUGCGAAGAUUCGGAAGGAUCUCGAGGCACUGGACAAAGAUUCACAUAGGGAUGCGCAGAUUCCCAUACCGCCCAAGGCGGGUGGGACUAGAGCCCAAAACAAACACACACCGAACGUGCGCAAGAUUCUACAAUCACAAAAGACCUUUGCGAACCACUUAGAUGACUUUCAAGCCUUCCUGGCACUAGCCGAGAGCAAUCCUCAACUUGCAGCUCAUGUAAACAAACCAACACCGACGACAACAACAACAACAGCAACAACAACAGCGAGGAACUCGCCCGCUCCAUCGACUAUCACCACCGCAAGUUCAAAUAAACGCUCCUCGGCCGCUCCCAAAAGGGCAGCAGCGACAGCAGCAGCAGCAGCAGCAGGAGCAAAAGAAGAAAAGGGCGGGUCCCACAAAAAGCUCAAGACCCAACCACAACCGAAAGCCGUCGCCGGCAGCGACGAUAUAGAGAUGGCCGAUGGCCCUGAAGCCACAGGAGAAACCAUAACCCCAGACUCCUCAGAACCAUUUCCUCCCCCACGUCCCGACACACCAACAUCCCUUGAGCCCUCAACAACAGCAACACCACCACCAACAACAACAGAACAACCAAACAUCCAAUCCUACCCACCAGACGGCACCAUCCUACCAGCCUACAACCGACCACCACCCACUCCCCACCCAGGCGACGACGACCCCCUGCUCGUCUCGCGCGUCCCUCCCUUCCCAACGGACGAAGAGCUCCGGGCGUUGAUAACGGCUCCACCGCUGAGCUACCUCGAGGCGCGGGCGCAGUGGACCGAGGAGGAGGAGGGCAGAUACCCGGCUCGUAGGUUUUGCGAAGUGUGUGGGUAUUGGGGACGUGUGAAGUGCAUCAAGUGCGGGGCGAGGGUUUGUGCUUUGGAGUGUCUGGAGGCGCAUCGGGAGGAGUGUUUGGUUAGAUAUGGGUUGUAGGUUUAGGGUUUCGAGGCAGCGGGAAGAUAAGAGGUAAGGUGGGUAGGAGAUGUGGAAGCAGAACUGAAGGAUGUGUCACCUCGGCCAAUGGUGCUCAUGGACGAGUUACCAUUGAGGUCCGUCUCUACUGAAGUCCUAAUCUGAAAGGCCGUUGACACGCGAUCAGUAUCAUGCAGUACAUGGAAACAGAAAUUGGAGAACCGAAAUGCAGGCUCAGUCUUCUCUUCUGGAGUGGAAUUUGAUUCCCUUGGCCGAGACGAGUUAAGGGCAACUUGACUCUUUCAGCGAGGCUUAGAGAGGAAUGAAGGACCUCUACUGUACAGUUCACAUAUUUUGAUGAUGGAAGCAUUGCACUGAAACACCAAGCACCCGUUGUUGAGACUUCCACUUUGAGCAACAGUACUGGCAAGCAACGCCGCAUCAACAAGCAUCGAUAUAAAGCCCAUAAACUGGGUUCACAAGGGACAGGGUUGCCAGGAGACUCUAUCGAGUUAUUGCUGGAAGCGGCUGGAAAGAGGCUACUUCCCACACCCAGCACGAGCGAUAACUCUAAUGCCUUCAUGCCACUCCCCGUCAAGUCCCGUGGUGGUGGUGUUCACUUCAAGAAUGCCCCUGGCGAAGGGCGGGAGCGAGUCAUCUUUGCUUUGGACCCCCAUGUCAGUCACUACUUAUAGUUAUAGCUCCUCCUCCAACGGUGAUCGAGCAAGUUCCGUCGCCAAUGGCUCUGACAAACGAAGAGACGAAAAGGAAGGGAAGGACGGGAUGGACGGAAAGGUUGGAAAGGAUUUGGUGAUGGGUUGGUAAAGCGCCAACACUCCGGGAUUAAGCUCGAGUCCCAGGACUGGAUGGUAUGGUAACUUAACGGGUGGUGAAAAGUUCGGAUUUUGAUUUCUCGGCUUUGCAUGAUGGGGUCGAGUCAUGUGUUUGCAACACUUUUGCGCAGUUCUCCUAUAUGUUUAAUUCACCUUUGAGUUGAG